AUGGGGCCGACCCAAAUCUCCACCAACGCUGAUCUAGGAGGAUUUGAAGGGAACAACAGAGUGUCAGUGACUGUGGGUGACAGCUCAGUACUCACCUGCCUUAUCAAAGGACAAGUAAGUAUGCUAACAUGGACAAUAACCCCCAAGGUUGGAGACCCUUGCACCUUGGUAUACAGGAUCGAUACAAACAUGACAGACAGAACAAACUGCAGUGACAACAUAAGCUGGACAUUCAGAGCAGGUCUGGCUCCUGCCCUUGAGAUACAGCAAGUGAAAAUAGCCCAGGAGGGAAAUUACCUCUGCCAAGUGGCAUCAACAGAUGGGAAUUUCUGCAGGAUGUACCACCUGACCAUGCUGGCCCCUCCAAGGCUGAGCCUGUACUGUGAUGAGCAGGACAGCCCCAUGUGUGAGGCAGUGGCAGGAAAGCUGCCGGCUCAGCUCUCAUGGGUCCCUGGGAGCAGCUCCACUGCAGAGGAGAAGCGCCAGAACAACAGGAUAGUGACUGUUCUCAGCAAGUUCACAGGUUGUAGCACCAAUGUAACCAGUGUGACCACCUGCAUGGUGUCCCAUACAGCUGGGAACUGGAGCCAGUCCAUAGCCUGCUGUCCCUCAGCCAUGGCCCUGUGGAUUGACCUGUUUGGGAACAAGGAGCUGUCAGAGCUGGAGGCUUGCUGCUGCUCAGGGCCUCAGUGGAAUUCCUUCUUCUUCCGGGUGACCAGCACUCUCAGUAGUGAUUACAUGGGCUUCAGCAGUGACUGUGGAGCCAAGACAGUGACUGGACCCGCUCUGUGCAGCAGGAGAGCGGGCAAUGUUGUGUGCCUUGACCUAAAGACUUCUGGCAUGAUCUGCUACAACUUUCCUAUGGACAAGCUGGAAAAAUAUGGCUGCGAUAAGUGCACAGUGACAUUGAUGUACAACUAA
Molecule: messenger RNA, 921 nt
Organism: Cinclus cinclus
Lineage: Eukaryota; Metazoa; Chordata; Aves; Passeriformes; Cinclidae
Product: cell surface glycoprotein CD200 receptor 1-B-like
Exons: 6
Coding region: 1-921 (306 amino acids)
Biological process (GO): regulation of neuroinflammatory response
Cellular component (GO): external side of plasma membrane
Molecular function (GO): signaling receptor activity
Source: RefSeq, a predicted model, not a curated record